Molecule: messenger RNA, 1664 nt
Organism: Boleophthalmus pectinirostris (great blue-spotted mudskipper)
Lineage: Eukaryota; Metazoa; Chordata; Actinopteri; Gobiiformes; Gobiidae
Exons: 5
Coding region: 168-518 (116 amino acids)
Biological process (GO): cellular response to nitrogen starvation; autophagosome assembly; autophagy of mitochondrion
Cellular component (GO): autophagosome membrane; autophagosome; cytosol
Molecular function (GO): ubiquitin protein ligase binding; GABA receptor binding
Source: RefSeq, a predicted model, not a curated record
AAAAGAAGUGGUACAGUCGACAUCUUUACGCGCACGGCUUUCUCCUCGAGAUGUGCAGAUUUUAGGCCAAAUUAUUGAGUGUUUACCAUAGCUGUGUGUUAGAAAUCAACACGUGGGACCAAAUCGCGUUGUGAUAUCGCCUUUUGUAUCAUUUCUCUUCCGCAAAGAUGGGCAGUCAUUACCAGCGGUCUGUGCCUCUGGAGGUGAGGAGAGCUGAAGGAGAGAGAGUCCGGGCCAAACAUCCAGACAAAAUACCGAUCAUUGUGGAAAGAGCACCAAGGUCCAGAGCGCCAGAGCUGGACAAAAAGAAAUAUCUAGUUCCAUCAGAUUUAACAGUGGGGCAGUUGUGUUUCUUGAUACGUCAGCGUGUGUCUUUGAGGCCAGAGGAGGCGCUGUUCUUCUUUGUCAACAAUUCCCUUCCCCCCUCCAGCUCUCCUCUCUCCGCUGUUUACGAGGAGCACCACGAGGAUGACUUAUUCCUGUACAUGACCUACAGUAACGAGAGCGUGUACGGCUGAAGCGACGGAGACGCACGCAGGGCUCGGCUUUAACACUGUCCACUUUGAAACGCAUGGUUCAAAUUUACACCAUUUAACCAGUCUGCAAGCCACAAAAUAUCUAUGUAUAAUGCUCUUUGGCAUAAUUAUACAAUAUGAUACUUAACCUUGACAGUUUUUGUUGCAAAUGUCGAGAUGAUAACAAAAGGCGUGUCUUGAAGAAACUAUAGUAUAAUUACAAAGAAAGAAAACCCAAUGAACCUAAUCAGACUUCUGCUUCACAUGUAGGACAAGACUAGUCAGAAAUAAUUGUAAUUCCUUUUGCGUUUACUACAGGAAAAUUAUGUUAAAAGUUUAAGUUUACGUGUUUGUUUGAUAAUAUCCAGAAUAAUCUUCCAGCACUGCAAAGGUUUUGGUUUCUGCAUGGUUUAAAAUGUGCUUAAUUUGAAUUGCUAAUAUGGCCUUAAAUAUAUCACAGCAUUUUGACUGCUUCCAAGAUCAUUUUAGCCCAAUUUCAAAUAUGUUUAAACAACAGAUGCAGUGAAUUAGGGACAUUUUGAAACAAGUGGGGGAGAUUUAUUAACCAAAUGCAUCUAAACUUGUCCAAGUUACUCAAGACUAAUUCAUAUUCAGAAUUGUUGUAAUUUUAACUAACUUAGAUCUGACUUUUUGCGUCAAAGAUCUACAAUAAUUCCUAAUGCCUAAAAUUGUGGCUUUACGUAGGCUACUAGUAUACAAAAUCUACCUGUAUUUUGCUAUGUCUGGAUUGUGUUAUAGUCAAGCCCUGAGUGAAGAGAGGAGAGGCCAAGACGAGAAAGACAGAGGAGGGACAAAUGCGUUUUAAGUCUUUGUAAUGCUACACACUACUUAUUAUAUUAUUCCCUAUGCGUUACUUCAUUGAGAAUGGCUUAAGGUUUGGGUUAACAUGUGUCAGUAUUUUGGGGUAAGCAUGAUUUUUAUUUUUUAUUAUUAGUACUUAUUUUGUUGAUUUCUUUUAAAACCAGAAAAUGUGUGGAAAAAAGCAAGAAAGAAGCACAGAAAAAAAGCCAAGUUAUCAAAAAAGUGUCGGAAACUCCCGUCUUUCUCUGUCAUCUGUAUUUAAUGCACAUAGUAUUUUUUUGUAAAUUAAUGUAAACUUUUGUUGAGAAUAAAUUUGAAAAUGUUAAA